Messenger RNA from Pneumocystis carinii B80, 414 nucleotides. RefSeq lists its product as hypothetical. Lineage: Eukaryota; Fungi; Ascomycota; Pneumocystomycetes; Pneumocystales; Pneumocystaceae. The record is from RefSeq and is a predicted model, not a curated record. The coding region runs from base 13 to 369 and encodes 118 amino acids. The transcript has 2 exons.
UGGAUAUUUCUUAUGUUUUUUGUAUUUUUUUCAUGUUUAUUAAUAAUGAAGCGGUUUUAUAAGGUUUAUAUACCUUUGAAAUGGUUUAGAGGGAAUAAACAAUAUUCUCGAGUAGAAUCGUCAUUUCAAACAGACUUAGAAGAAGGAUUUUCAUCAAAAACGUUUGAUCUUUAUCAAAAUAUUGAAAAUAAAGAUAGUAGGGCAGGUCUUGAUAGUUGUAGUAAAGAGGAGAUUUAUCAUAUUAUGAAUAAGUAUAAAUGUGGGUUCGAUGAAGCCAGGGUUAUAUUUAAUCAGGAACGUAUGAAAUAUAAUUCCAUUGACCCACAAACAGGGAAGCCUACAGAUCCAAGAGCAGUAUUUUUUUCAUAAAUUAAUUAUGAAAAAUUAAUUAUAAAAAAAGAUAUAUAAAAAUGU